UUUUGCAGGGUGACAUUUAAUUUUGAAAAGUCUUUGUAGGGUUGUUUUAAAGCAAACUUUUUCCCUUUGAAAAGUUCUGUCAAAUUAAAAGCUUUUCACUUUUUUUACCAAACACUUUCUCUCUUUCUAUAUCUCAUUCAUUAUUUCUUUCUCUAUUUCUAUCUAUAUCUACGUGUGUUGAAGCUUCUUAAACAUCAUAGAUUUCAACAAUAACAAUAAUAUCACAAAAAUGAAUGGUGAAGGUGACAUGUUUGUUAAAGAUUCUAGUUUCAUGCUCUUUGGUAAGAAGAUUCCGGUGAGUGAUUCUCAGAUUCAGGCCAAUUCUACAACCAUGAUUUCUUGCAGUAACUCAAAGCAUAAAGGAAAUGAUAUGCCGCAUACUCAAAUCAUUGAGAAAUCGAAGAAUUCUUCUAAUGAAGAAAAUGAAUCAAAAGUUAACACAAGCAUUGUGGAAGAUAAUGUGGAGACAAGCAGCACAGAUCAAGACAAAGUCCUAAAGAAACCAGACAAGAUUGUUCAAUGUCCAAGAUGCAAAAGUUUCGACACAAAAUUUUGUUAUUUCAACAACUACAAUGUCAAUCAACCUCGGCAUUUUUGUCGGAGUUGUCACAGAUAUUGGACCAACGGUGGAACAAUGAGAAACGUUGCUGUUGGUGCAGGGAGACGGAAGAACAAACACAUAGCUUCUCAAUAUCGUCAUAUGAUUGUAGCGUCCGAUGGAAUUCCGACUGCUAGUUUAGAAACCAAUGACUCUUCUAGGUACCAACAUGGCUCAAAUCUUGAAUCUGCUGCAGUUUUUAGGUGUUCAAAUGAUAAUGGUAUUGUCCUAAAAUUUGGUCGGGAAAAUGCCUCGCUCGAUGAAUCCAAAGGUUCAAUGCUUAAUCUUAUGAACAACAGGAGACAUGUUGAUGCAAGUGGUAAUAAUUGUAGAGAAAAUGGAGAGGAAGAAACAUCGUUAUGUGUAUCGUCUGUGACAAACGGUCAUACUCGAGGAAACGAGUUAUUCGAAUCCGAACAGAAUAGGUCUAAACCUAUGCAGAGCUACCCUGCAUCUUCAUGGAUAAUUCCAAUGAAUCAAAGAUGGAACAAUGUUACUUCUAUGGUUCAAUCAUCAAUGCAGAUGUGUAACCCUUAUGGCAUUGAUCCUACUGCAAUGCAGUGGUGUCACGCGCCGAUGGUGGCUGUUACAAACAUUGGCUUGCAAUUUGUUCCUGGAUCAAACAGGAAUGGAAAUGUGUCCAUAGGUUCAAAUGGUUGCAUUUCACCUUCUUCAUCUACUACUAGUAAUAGUUGUAUCUCAGGUAAUGGCACACCAAUUCUUGGCAAACACACAUGAGAUUCUGUUUUAUGUGAUAAAGAGAAGUAAGAUAUGUGAGCAUUUGUACGAAAGACGGUUACAAUUGACGAAGCAGAUUUUGGAUAGAUUCUGAUAUCAUAUGAAAAUUUGAGUUGAAUCUAACUAAACUCUAUAGAAUUGAAUUAUAAGGCGAGGGAUAUAUUCCUCUUGUAAAUAUAUUGUCGCAAUAUUUUGUUAAACGUGAGACUCUCGACAUUGAUACAAAUGAAAGCUCAAAACGUCUUAUAUGGACUA
Molecule: messenger RNA, 1591 nt
Organism: Medicago truncatula (barrel medic)
Lineage: Eukaryota; Viridiplantae; Streptophyta; Magnoliopsida; Fabales; Fabaceae
Exons: 2
Coding region: 230-1336 (368 amino acids)
Biological process (GO): regulation of DNA-templated transcription
Molecular function (GO): DNA-binding transcription factor activity; DNA binding
Source: RefSeq, a predicted model, not a curated record